Molecule: messenger RNA, 861 nt
Organism: Oppiella nova
Lineage: Eukaryota; Metazoa; Arthropoda; Arachnida; Sarcoptiformes; Oppiidae
Source: the annotation of a GenBank genome assembly
AUGAAGACCCGAUUGAUGGACACGACUCACGAGGAAUCUGUUCACAACACCAGAAGAAGUGAUAAACAAUUGAAUGCAAAGAAAGUUAAGAAAAAUGUGACAAAAGAUGCGAUGAGUGGACGACUAUUCAAGUGUUCAGUCAAUGGAUGUCUUCAGAGGCUUUCCAACAAACAAGAUGUGAUUCGACAUGAGUUAAGACUACAUCCCAAUGACUUCCCGAACAUACCAUGGAUUAGGUGCCGAUAUACUGGCUGUCAGUAUAGGACUAAAUUCAAUACUGAUAUGAAUUGGCACAAGAAAAUACAUUCAAACUCUUAUGAAUGCCAACACACGGGCUGUCAGUUUAAGACUAAAUAUAAACCAAGUUUCAAACGACAUAUUCAGACAUAUAAUCACAAAAAGCUACCGAAGCUCUCGCGCGAUGGGAAAGGCUCUCAAAAGGCUAUCGAAAGCCAAAUCAAGUGUUCAGUUAAAGGCUGUUAUCAAAGGUUUCAAAGUAAGGGUUAUUUAACUCAACACGAGUUGAGACAACACUCGGAUGCCUUUCCCGACGUACCGUGGAUUGAAUGCCAGCGUAAGGGCUGUCAGUUUAGGUGUAAACUCACGGACGAUAUGACUGUACAUAAGAAAAUGCACACAAAUCCCGGUAAAGUGGUUACCCGUCGGUGCCGAUCGACAGAAAUUACUGAAUUAACUGAUAGACAACUGGAUAGUGACUUAAAUCGUGAGUACAUUGACAAUACUAUUGUGAAUGUCAAACACGAGUCAAUUGACGGCAAUAUCAUUGAACCCAACGUUAACUCAAACUUCAAACUAAUGACUGAUUUAUUGUUAACACAAACAAAACAGGAAGACAUAUAA